Messenger RNA from Copidosoma floridanum, 877 nucleotides. It is a transcript of the gene Aplip1, whose product is annotated as JNK-interacting protein Aplip1. Gene Ontology annotation, cellular component: cytoplasm. The record is from RefSeq and is a predicted model, not a curated record. Gene Ontology annotation, molecular function: JUN kinase binding; MAP kinase scaffold activity. Lineage: Eukaryota; Metazoa; Arthropoda; Insecta; Hymenoptera; Encyrtidae. Gene Ontology annotation, biological process: regulation of JNK cascade; JNK cascade.
CCACGCAGUCGUCGCCGUCGCUGGCGGAGGAGCUCGAGGCGGCAGCCGCGGCAUCGGGAGUACCCUUCGAGCUACUCGAGGCAACGCAUCGUAGCCUGUACCGGUUCAUCCGCCGGCACCACGAUGAAAUCGACCUCGAGAUCGGCGACCCGAUUUACGUGCAAAAGGAGGCCGACGACCUCUGGUGCGAGGGAGUGAACUUGCGGACGGGCCGACAGGGCAUCUUUCCGUCGGCGUAUGCCGUCGACAUGGACUACAGCGACUUUGACCCCGCGACGCCGAAGGUGAAGAAGGAGCGCUACCUCCUGGGCUACCUCGGCUCCGUCGAGACCCUGGCUCACAAGGGCACGAGUGUCGUUUGCCAGGCGGUGCGCCGGAUAGUCGGCAACUCGACGCAAGAGCCGCCAUCCUCGCAGAGCUGCAUCCUCGAGGUCUCCGAUCAGGGUCUCAGGAUGCUCGACAGGAGCAAAACCCAGAAGAGCACUGGCCCGUGUCACGACUACUUUUACUCACUGAAGAACGUAUCGUUCUGCGCCUUCCACCCCCGGGAUCAUCGUUACCUCGGCUUCAUCACAAAGCACCCCACACUCCAGAGGUUCGCCUGUCACGUUUUCAUCGGCCAAGAAUCGACCAGACCUGUUGCCGAAGCUGUCGGACGAGCUUUUCACCGAUUUUACACAAAGUUCAUCGAGACGGCUUUCCCCAUAGAGGACAUAUACAUCGAGUGAGAGUAUGACAUCCCUGGACGAGGAAUUACUUGUAAAUACGUUAGCUUUAGUGGCCAGCGCACGGCCAGACAACUGCGACUUAUAAAUACAUGAAAAUGACUAUGUAUUUGGAAUCAUAAAUGUAUAAUAAAAAAAAAUACAUAUAUAUA